GGCAGCAGAUAAGGUUUCCCUCCGCGCCGCCGGAGCUCACAGCGCGGACCCGCACCGGAGAGCUGCGAGCAGAAGAACCGGGGACGCGUUCGGGUUCCUCUUCCAUGUCCACCAAGAUGGAGACUACUUUCUACGAAGACUCCUUGAACGCGUUCUCCGCGCACGACGCCGCCGGCUUCGGGUACGACAGCCCCAAGGCGCUGAAGCGCAGCAUGACGCUGAACCUCGGCGACCCGAGCGCGGCGCACAAGGUCCUGCGCCCCCGCGCUGGAGACCUGCUCACCUCCCCGGACGCGGGCCUGCUGAAGCUGGCCUCCCCGGAGCUGGAGCGGCUCAUCAUCCAGUCCGGAAACGGGCUCAUUACCACCACACCGACCCCGACCCAGUUCGUGUGUCCCAAGAACGUCACGGAUGAGCAGGAGGGCUUCGCCGAGGGGUUCGUCCGCGCCCUGGCGGAGCUCCACCACCAGCACACGCCGGGCACCGUGCUGUCGGCCCCGCAGCCCGGCGGCGCGGCGGCAGCAGACUCGCCGGUUUACGAGGACUUGAACUGUUUCCGCUCGGCCCUCGGCGCGGUGUCGGCACCGGGAUACGGCGCCUCGUUCCCCGCCGCCGCGCCGCCGCUCCCCGCCUACGGGCAGGCCUCGCGGCUCGCGGCGCUCAAAGAGGAGCCGCAAACCGUGCCGGAGAUGCCGGGGGAGACGCCGCCCCUCUCCCCAAUCAACAUGGAGAACCAGGAGCGCAUCAAGGCCGAGAGGAAGCGCAUGAGGAACCGCGUCGCCGCGUCCAAGUGUCGGAAGAGGAAGCUGGAGCGCAUCUCCAGGCUGGAGGACAAAGUCAAGAACCUCAAGUCCCAGAACUCCGAGCUCUCCUCCACCGCCAACACGCUGCGCGAGCAGGUGUCCCAGCUGAAGCAGAAGGUGAUGAACCACGUGAACAGCGGCUGUCAGUUGAUGUUGACGCAGCAGCUGCAGACCUUCUGAGGAGAUGAACGCACCGGACGCGGCCCGUGUCACUGUGAGCGGCUGGCCGGACGUCGUGGUGCGGGACGAUGCGGCACCACGCGUUCUCCGGUCACAGGGGUGCUCAUCUGUUUCUAUGUUCCUACAGGAGGAGCGGAGAAGGCCCCCGGGGCCCCGGGGGCCCCGGACUCAGUGCGAACUGUUCUUUCUUAAUUGUAAGGAAUUCAAUUAGAAAAGCUUCUAGUCGGACGUUUUGUAAAGUUGUUUUAAUGGGGUUUCACUCAUUGCUUUAUGUAAAUAAGAUCAACUGUGAGUACUUGGUACGUGUACCACUUGCAUUAGGAAUACUGCGUCAUAUUUAAGUGUUUGGUUUUCUGAUCGAUUCAGAAUCGAAUCGAUAUUUGAGAAAAUAAACCAUAAAUGUCAAA
Messenger RNA from Gasterosteus aculeatus aculeatus (three-spined stickleback), 1390 nucleotides. RefSeq names its product Jun proto-oncogene, AP-1 transcription factor subunit (gene jun). Gene Ontology annotation, cellular component: transcription regulator complex. The record is from RefSeq and is a predicted model, not a curated record. NCBI's taxonomy places the organism in Eukaryota, Metazoa, Chordata, Actinopteri, Perciformes, Gasterosteidae. Gene Ontology annotation, biological process: regulation of cell population proliferation; regulation of cell cycle; regulation of transcription by RNA polymerase II. Gene Ontology annotation, molecular function: DNA-binding transcription factor activity, RNA polymerase II-specific; RNA polymerase II cis-regulatory region sequence-specific DNA binding; transcription factor binding.